AUGUGGGAUUUUUCUUCAUUUUUGGUUUGCAAUUGGCUUGGUGCAUUUCCUAUUGUAUACAACAAAAGCAGUAGGACAUUCUCAACGUCAAAAUAUGGCCUGUUUAUCACUUUCGUAUAUGUCGUGAUUGUUGGACUACAAAUAUAUACGCAUUUGAUGAUGAUAUUUUUUGGUACUAUAAAGAAAACCUCGGCUGUCACAUCUAUCGUGUUGUGCACCAACGGAAUUGGAUUGCUGUGCAUGUUAUUGAGAAGAAUGGUGUUUGUAAGCGACACAGUAAGAUGUUACAACAGCUUGUCUGAAUGGUCAGUUGACAAUUCGGUACAAAGAUCGUCAGUUGUAAUUAUGUAUACCAGCAUAGUGUCAGUGCUAAUCGAAUUCGUCGGAGAGAGUAUUGAUAGACGCAGGAAAAACAAGCCCUUGAACUUAGAUAACAUUACUACCUAUGCGUUUUUGGGCUUCGAAAUGCAACUGAUUCAUACUUUCCACGCGAUUGGUCGAUUGUACAGUGAUUUGAACAACUACGUCGAGUCGGACUUAAUCGAUAACUUCGAACGGAUACGCCAAGCUCGUCAAAGAAAUCUCGUGUUGUUCACGUUUUGCAAAAAGUUCAACUCACACUACAACAUGGAUUUGAUCAUACUCUUGUCAUGCUACCAGUUAUACGUGCUUUUGGUAUUGUUUAAGCUCAUGAAUAGCCUGGCCACAAGUAUUGCGACCGAAAAUUUUUUUUACAACUUUGCAAACUUAAAAGAUAUCAUCAGAAUAAUACGUAUGACAAGAUUAUUUAUGGUUUUUAUCUAUCUAGUAGAGUCAAGUUCUUAUUUACAUAAUAAGAGUGUUUUUACAUUUUAUCAUAUAUUACGCAAUAGAGUAAAUUGUCUGAAUCAUCAAACCAAAGAACAGGUUUAUUUAUUUUUGAAUGAACUAAAUGCUACAGAAGUAAAUAUAUCAGCGAACCAUUGCUACGAUGUUAAUAAAAAGUUUCUAUACUCUGUAUUUGGUUCCAUUGUUGGGUUUAUCGUACUGGUUGUAUCUUUUUUGUGUAAUCGAUUCUAAAGUAUUAUAU
Messenger RNA from Rhopalosiphum maidis (corn leaf aphid), 1069 nucleotides. RefSeq lists its product as uncharacterized. The transcript is spliced from 7 exons. The record is from RefSeq and is a predicted model, not a curated record. Bases 1 to 1059 code for a protein of 352 amino acids. NCBI's taxonomy places the organism in Eukaryota, Metazoa, Arthropoda, Insecta, Hemiptera, Aphididae.